UUCCGAGCGAGCGCGGCUAGUUCGCCGCACGCCGCCAUUCGGGGCGCCCGCGCUCACGCUACACGCGCGCACACAUAAACUUGACUCCUCGCAACUUACAUGCAAGUGCAUUCGUAAACCACUCAAAUUUCGUGAAAUCACACAACAGUGCAACGUGUAAACGAAGUGCCUGCACCUUGGCCACGCAAAUGCGGGUUCGGAUCACUUGCAGCAGAAAAAAUAAACAUAACACUUCGACGCUGCGAGCGGCGCUGCCGAGGCGCCCCCCUCCCCACGCCUGCUGAUGACACAAUAAUCUGUGAUGCUGGCAAGAGCAGGACCCUACAGGAAACUGCGUCCCCGAGGACGGCGAAGGACGUUGUCGCCAACGAUCAAUUAGCUAUAAGUGCAAGUGCCUAAUUCGUUACAAUGGUGGGUAACCGUCGAAACUUCAUAUUUAGAGUGAGCAUUGUGAUCAAUAUCGCCGUGCUGCUGUACGCGGCGAUGCAUCUGUCCGGCAGCACCGGCCCAGGAGUGGAGUGGGUGCCGGUCACCGUGGACGGCUCCGAACGCAGCGCGGAGCUCCGGUACUUGAACACAGUGGAGUUCCGGAACGUGACUGAAACGAGGCUGCCCGAUUCCAGCAUGAAGAACUACGAGGAAUCCACGUCUCAGAAAACGCCGUCCACUAUGCCGUCAACAAACAAAACCGCUUCGAGCACCACAUCCAUCGCUGAACUAGAGAAGAAGUUACACGACACAUCAUCAGAAGCGGAAAUGGUGAACGAAACGUUGGAUAUAGUCGACGAGAACGCGUUGUCGGACGCGACCCUCGCGCGGCUGCGGUUCCUCCUGGCGUGCAACGAGAGAGACUUUCUUCCUCAGUAUCUGCAACGUGGUGAAUAUUGGGUGUUAAAGAAUUACGUGCGCGCGGACCACGGAACAGUGUUGUGCCAUGAAACCAUCACCUACACGACUCACGCUGGCUUCGAGUUCCUGGACAACGUGCCACCUCUAGUCGAAAGAUGGAUGGCGCCAGUCAGCCUGGCCAUCCAUGCGCCGGGAGCCGACGUGGUCCCCACGGUAAACAGCAUCAGGUACCUUCGCGACUGUCUCGGCAAUGACCUGAUCCGCCAGUUCGUCACCUUCCACGUCUUCUUCAGCAACAAGCACAUACCCACUAAGAUUCCUGACCCGAACGUAUUCUUGAAUGUACCAUACAACUGCACAGUCACACCUCCGUUUAUAUCAAUAAGAGCAAACGAAACGUAUAUGAAACAGAAGAACCUGCUUUACCCAGUAAAUGUUGCUAGGAACAUCGCAAGGGACUCUGCACUGACGCACUACAUCCUGCCUUCCGAUAUAGAGCUGUACCCGAGCCCUAACUUGGUGCCCCGAUUCCUGAACAUGAUCGCACGAAACGCGAAACCGCUUAAUACCUCAACCAAACCUCGAGUCUUUCCAAUAAGCAUAUUUGAAGUUGACGCCAAAGUUCACGUGCCAUCAACGAAGACAGAGCUGCAAGCUAUGUUGGCCAACAAAACCGCCAUACCAUUUCACAAGUUCGUAUGUCCAAACUGCCACAACAUACCGCAGCGCCAACAAUGGAUGACCGCCAACGAAACCAACCAAAUGGACGUGUUCCACGUGGGCAAGCGACAGAGAAGUUUUGUGCAUUGGGAGCCAAUCUUCAUCGGCACCCACCAAGAUCCUUAUUAUGACGACCGACUCAGCUGGGAAGGGAAAAAGGAUAAGAUGACUCAGGGUUACAUCCUCUGCGUGAAAGACUACGAGUUCAUGAUCUUGAACAACGCCUUCCUGAUCCAUAAGCCCGGCAUCAAACACUACGUGAGGAACGCGAAGAGAGACUCCCUGGCCGCAAAGCAAACCGCCUACAUCAAGAAUGUCAUCAUGCCCGAACUAAAAAAGCUGUACGGGACAAGAAAUGGAUGCGCGCUGUGACGAAAACAUAAAAAGAUUGUUAGGAUCCAAAAGAAAAUUCGUCAUAAAGACUGAUAUUCAAAUCAGAGGCUAUUUAGGAGUCUUUAAAGCCUUACUUGUUUCUACAGUGAGAACGGUAGUUUUCCCAAAAUGGGUUUAGGGCUAUUGGUUCAUAUUUAUGGAAGUUACUAACGAAUUUUGGACAUGCGCUGACUUCUCGGGUCUCGCGAAAGUGUACGUUACUGUAACUUGGACAGAUAUUCAUGCUCCUUACUUCAGUCGAGCAAAGCCGCUGGACUGUGACGUAAUGUUUGAUAUACUAUCUCGUGAUUGCUUCGCUAAGUUAGAAAUAAAUCGAUAACAAUUAACGACCUAAAUGGGAACAUUUCCUAGAGAUAUUGAUGAAAAAAUUAAGGAGAUUGAUUGUUUUAUUAGUGCCCUUUAAAGAAGACUUUCUAGCUGUAAAAUUGAAAAAAAUUUCGGUACGUACACCGAAAUGUUUGAAGUAUCAAUCAGUUUAAGCCCCAUUGUCGCUGUAUGUGUAAUCAAAUUGCGUUUAAUAAUAAUAUUAAUCAGGUUACAGGGUGUAUAACCGCCUGCCUUUUAUACAAAAACAAUUGUUUAGCUUUUUAGAAUGAAUUGAACAUAUCAUAUUGACGGCUAUUAGUGGUUAUUUGACCAGUUUUUACUCGAAUGUUAUGUAUUACAUAGUUAUUAACAUAACUUGUAUGUAAUAAUCCUAUCCAAUAAGUAGUACCUACUCGUCUAAAUGGGAUAACGUACAAUAAAAUGUGCUUCGCAGAAAUCCCCGUGUUCUUAGCAAUAUUAAAUAAGUAAGUACUAAUAGUCCCUAGUAAAUAUUCUGGACAAAAAUAAAUGCCCAAAUGGUUUUUGCACAACAAAAUUUAAAGAACCAUUGCCUGUUAGCAACUUGAAUAACUUUUAAUAAGGGUAAUGAAUAUAAAGCUCGAUUUUAUGGUUCAAAACUUUGGUAACUUUUACCCUCUACAAACAUUGAAAUAUUGUAACAGUCUCACCAGAGUAAAUGAGUGUUCUUCAAUAAUGAAAUAUUUAAGUGCUGGUGCACACACGACGGUUACAUUUUUAAGCAAUAACGACGUCCAUAAUGUCUAAGUCAAUUGCAUGAAUAUAUUUUUUUAAUAACUUUGGGUAUUCAGAGCUAACAAACGCAAACAUAAUAUAGGAUCUACGUAUCACUGUCAAAUAGUUAAGUACUGAUAAUGAUCUACAACUUUAUUUGCAGUCAAUGGCUUCCAAAACUCUGAAUUUAUGAAACAAUCGCCUGAUGUAAUAGGUAUACCAAUAAGGUACCAAAUAUAUUAAUAUAUUGAUAACUCAAUGCCUAGCAUUAUAAGCUUAUGAGACCGAGGCCUUAUUAUAUCCGUAGUGUGUAAGCAAGUAAUUUUACAUUGAUCGCGGCAUUCAUUUGUUCGGUAGGUCCUUCGAUUGACAUUUUCUGCACCCGCGCGUCUAUCUGACACGGCUUAAAAAAGACUCUUGAAGAAAUUUCUAAGAAUAUUUCUAUUAAUACCGUGAAUUCUAUUGACCCCAUUCUACGGUACCUGGACAGUCAGAUCCAGAAAGAUUCUAACGCGCGUCUAUGAAUAUUUGAACAGGCCUAAGAUAAUUUUUCUUACAUCCGCAUUCAGAGAACGUCCUGAAUUGCCUGGUGCGACAACCUUCAAAUAGCCUCGCCAUAAAACGAAGUCUUGGUAAAUGUAUAGAAUAAAUUAAAAAUCCUCAAUUGAAGCCACUGCUUCAGCAAAUAAGCACAAAGAUAUCUUUUUUCUUUAAAAUGCUGAAGACGAACACUAUAAUCCGGGCGUUUUCAAGGCGAGAGGGAAUAGGCACUUACAGGGCAGAUAUGUGCCAUUGCAGUCAAAUACCUGCCUUGUCUAGCAUAAAAAAAAACGCUCUACAUGAGCUGGUGGAAAAUAAUGAUUUACUUCUAUGGAUGUAUGGAUUUUUUAAUGAUUUUUGACACAUCCCAUGUUUGCGUCUUUUUUAUAUUGCCUCGACAAGAUAACUAGGAAGUUCUAGACAAUUCAGGACGCAAGCAAAUUAUCACUAUAACAGUAUUCUUUCAAAUAUUGAUUUUGAAAAAAGUGAUAAGUUAACGCUCUGCCAGUGCAGUUGUUUUUCAGGAUUUUUAGCUUCUGAGCCUCUACAUUUACAUAUCAAUUAUUGUAGAAUAAUGUGGAUAAUCAAUUUAUUUGUAGGCGUAAUUUUAUACUUUAUGUCUCAAUUAUUAUCUGUAAAUAUAAUGUGAAUUAAGGAAAUAAUCAUUUUUGAAAAUAAAUUAACUUACCCUAAGUUAAACAGUGUAAAUGUUUUACUGUGCGGUAAAAAGUAAAUAUUCCGAUCCUUGAAAAAAGGUGGAAGAUAGGGAUAUUUUGGAAAAACCUCCAUUAGCAAUAUCUACGUCAUUGUUAGUCGUCUAGAAUUCCUGAAUUGCAUUUCGUAAUAUUAUUAAUGUGCCUAUUAAUCGUGUUUAAUAAAAAUCCAUUUACCUCAACAUUUUGUAUGUGAAUACAUUUACAGAAUAAUAUUGCUUCUUUUGUUGCACGUAAAUGGAUUUGCAGACAGAAAGUGUUCGUGAUUUGUUCAGAUUUGAAAAGUUUCAGAGAUGAAAAAGUUAUAAAAUAUAGGUAUUAACGUUCACAGUGAAAUCUCUCUAUUGAUUGUGAAAAUUAUCUACUGUCUACUGGCUCAUCCAUUCAUCCCGAGACAAGAGAAUUCUAGUAACGAGCACUCAGACACAUUUGUCUUAAAAUUUCUCUUAUAUGUGGUCAUGCAAUAUCUAAUUAUGCUGGAAUAUGCUAUACAAAUGGUUGAACGUGGCUUAUUCCACAAUCAAUAAAGAAAAUUAAAAAAUAAGAAACUUGAGCUGUGCAAAUCUCGAACAAGUUCUGGAUUUUAAUUCUGCCUCUACUUAGAAUAAAGUUGAGGCAGAAUAAUACUGUAAUAUAAUAUAAUUAUACACACUGAUGUGUGAAGAAGAGCCUGAAGGUAUUCGUGAUACUCUGUAUUAUACAAAAUUAGUGCUUAAACUCACCACGUUCGAAUUAAUAAGUAGGAAAAUAAUUUAAUUUUCAUAAUUUCUUAGUCCUAUGUAUAAAUUAAUUAAGAUAUUUUUAGAUAAUGUGAUGUAAUAUAAAUAAAAUCAUUUGAAUAUUCUCUAAUGUACUCAACUUUUACUUAGUCAUUUUUGGAAUGUUUCAAACAUGUUUUGUAAUAUAGUUUCUUUUGGACUAUUUUGUUUAGGUCAAUUAUUCCUUUACUGUUUAUAGUUUUAAUGUUUCUUUAGGCUAAGUAUUUCUGGGGUUUGGUUAUGGCAAAAGCAUGUGGUGAGUUUUCACUGUCGGCACCAAGGUUCGCAAAGUGCCUCUUAGUUGAUAAGUGCAUAUAUAAAAGUCUUUCAAUGUGAUCAUUUACGAAAAUGUAUUUAUCGAAUAAUGUAAGUAGUUUAACUUUUAUAUCAGCGGUUUCAUAAAAAUCUACAGGUAACGUGUAAUCGGUCUAAACUUUCGAAUAAAAGAAAUCUUAUUUCUGA
Ostrinia furnacalis (Asian corn borer) is the source of this 5494-nucleotide messenger RNA. Its product is annotated as beta-1,4-glucuronyltransferase 1. The record is from RefSeq and is a predicted model, not a curated record. Lineage: Eukaryota; Metazoa; Arthropoda; Insecta; Lepidoptera; Crambidae. The transcript is spliced from 7 exons. The coding region runs from base 409 to 1941 and encodes 510 amino acids.